Molecule: messenger RNA, 10276 nt
Organism: Taeniopygia guttata (zebra finch)
Lineage: Eukaryota; Metazoa; Chordata; Aves; Passeriformes; Estrildidae
Source: RefSeq, a predicted model, not a curated record
AGAGCUGCAUCCCCCUCUACCACUCUUUGGAGACUCACUACAGCAACUCCUCGGCACUACAGCAGCUUUGUACAGGCAUUUUCAGUGCUUCUGGGGGACACACCAAUAAAAACAUUAAAGAUUUAUAGCUGUUUGUUCACAUGUGUCCAGGAGGAGAUGAAGUACAUUGGAUCCUGCAUAGUUUGGCUUUGUAUGGCAGUCUUCCUCCUUCCUGUUUCUACUUCUGUGGCUGUCAGUGACCAGACAGGUGCUGUGUGUCCUUUAAUGAAAUCAGUUGCCCAUCAUCUCAAACAAAUCAACAGAGACAGUCGUGGUGUAUCAGGGUUUGAUCUGGCAGAAAGCUUUUCUUUAAGGCAAACAUCUUGUAGUGGGGAAAAGAUUUGCUUUAAACUGGGAAGUGCACCUCUCAUUAGAGAUACAAGGCAAGUAUUUCCAAAUGGGCUUCCUGAAGAAUACUCUCUGGUUGCUACAUUCCGUGUACGGCGAAAUACCAAGAAAGAGCGUUGGUAUAUAUGGCAAGUUUUAAAUCAGUAUGACACACCUGAGAUCUCUGUCCUCCUGGAUGGUACAAAAAAGGUGGUGGAGUAUAUGACCAAAUCCUCUCAGGGAAAUAUACUGCACUACACUUUUAAGAGUCGAGAAAUUUAUCCAUUGUUUGAUCGGCAGUGGCAUAAGCUUGGUAUUAGCGUGCAGUCAGGGAUCAUUUCCCUCUAUUUGGAUUGUAAUUUAAUUGAGAGAAAGCAGACUGAUGAAAAAUUCACCAUUGACUUGCAGGGAAAGACACUGAUUGCUUCUCGUGCUGCAGAUGAUAAGCCUGUAGAUAUUGAACUUCACCACAUAGCAGUUUAUUGUAAUUCACAACUUGCAACAGAAGAUAGAUGUUGUGAAAUAUCUGCAGACUUGUGCCCCCAUGAGGAGAGGUUACUAGCUACAACUUCGUCACCAGUAUCUGUUCAUGCCAGCAAAAUAUACACGCUUCCAGGGAUGCAGCAAGAAUCUACACAGAGAUGCUACUGCUUUCCAAAUAAAGGAGAAGCAGGAUUGCCGGGAGUAGCUGGUUUGCCAGGCCACAAAGGAGAGAAAGGUGAAAAGGGUGAGAUGGGUGUGAAAGGACCAGACGGUGUUGCAGGUCUGCCUGGUGAAAAGGGUGAAAAAGGAGAUAAAGGAGAACCAGGACCAGAAGGCCUUCCUGGAACAGAGGGACUAAAAGGUGACCCUGGUAGUCCUGGUGCAGAUGGUCCAAAAGGAGAAAAGGGAGAUGCAGGACCUCCAGGACCAGCCACCUUAAGUGGUUUGCUGGAGGGUCCCCAAGGUCCACCUGGCAAAGAAGGUCAAAGGGGGAGACGAGGCAAACCAGGUCUUCCAGGGAAACCGGGGCCACCAGGACCUCCUGGCCCAUCUGGACUAAAAGGAAUCCUGGAUUCAUUGAACAAACAUUAUAAUGAGAGUGAUGCAAGACUACUAGGAGAACUUGGGACCCUUGGACUUAAAGGCCAGAAAGGAGACAUUGGUCAAAAAGGAGAAUUGGGAGUGACUGGUGCAAAAGGAGAAAAGGGAGAGCCUUCUGUAAAAGGGGACAAAGGAGACCCAGGAGAGACUGGACUGGAGGGAUCAAAAGGAAAUAAGGGUGAAAUGGGAGAUCCUGGACCACCUGGUCUUAUUGGAAAUCCAGGAUCAAAGGGACUGCAAGGCCCUCCAGGACCUGUUGGACCCAGGGGACUGCCAGGAGAAGUUGGCUUACCAGGAGAUCCUGGGGUACCAGGAAACCCAGGAAUUAAAGGAGACAAGGGUGACCCUGGUGGAAUUAUGGGACCACCUGGACAUCCAGGUCCAAAAGGCGAUAUGGGGCCUCCCGGACCAAGUCUGCCUGGAACACCAGGUCCAACUGGUGUUCCUGGAAACCCAGGUCCAAGAGGGCCAAAGGGAGAAAGAGGACUACCUGGUGUACAGGGAGCACCUGGGGAGAUGGGGCCUCCUGGAAUAGGCAUUCAAGGAUCACCAGGUCCUAUAGGUCCAACUGGAUCAGCAGGUGUGCAGGGCCCUAGGGGACCUCCAGGAUUGCCAGGAGCUCCAGGUACUCCUGGUAUUAAUGGCUCUCCAGGAAGAGAUGGAAAGCCAGGACUACCAGGCCCUCCAGGUGAUCCUGUUGCACUUCCACUUGUGGGAGAUAUGGGUGCUAUACUGAAGGGUGAUCCUGGCACAAGAGGUCCUCCAGGCAUUCCUGGCAGAGAAGGACCAAAAGGAAGCAAAGGUGAACGUGGAUUUCCUGGGCUUGUGGGGGAAAAGGGUGAUGAGGGUCUUCAAGGUGCUCCUGGACUACCAGGUAUAUCAGGACCCAGUGGCCCAUCUGGAGUCCCAGGAAGACCUGGACAUCCCGGUCCAGCUGGAGCAAAAGGAGAAAAGGGUAGUGAAGGUUCUCCUGGGAAACCUGGACCACCUGGGCCUCCGGGUAUGCCUUACAAUGAAAGAAAUGGAAUGAGCAGCUUAUAUAAACUGCAGGGGGGAGUGAGUGUCGCGAGUUAUCCAGGUCCACCAGGACCUCCGGGUCCAAAAGGGGAUCCUGGAACAGUGGGAGACCCAGGACCAAUGGGAUUACCAGGACUGGAAGGACUCCCAGGGGAAAAGGGUGACCGUGGACCAGCUGGAGCACCGGGAGUGUCAGGGACACCGGGAAAGCCUGGAUCUCCUGGGUCCCCAGGGUUGCCAGGAGAACCUGGUGAAAGAGGACCUAUAGGAGAUAUAGGCUUCCCUGGUCCAGAAGGGCCACAAGGAAAACCAGGAGUCAAUGGAAAAGAUGGAUUGCCAGGUCCUCCGGGUGCUGUGGGGAGACCAGGAGACAGAGGACCCAAAGGAGAACGUGGAGAUCAGGGUAUUCCAGGGGACAGAGGUCCGCAGGGUGAACGAGGGAAACCUGGCCCAUCAGGAGAAAAGGGGGAUGUGGGUCCUGUUGGCCCUCCAGGAGACAGAGGCUAUCCAGGAUCACCAGGUCAUCAAGGUCCCCCAGGUUCACCAGGACCGCCAGGGUUUUCAGUUGAUGCAAUUUCACUUGAAGAAAUAAAAAAAUAUAUCAAACAAGAGGUUCUUAAGGUGUUUGAAGAAAGGAUGGCUCAAUUUGUAUCCCAGAUGAAGCUGCCUGCUGCAAUGCUUGCCUCCCAAGCUCAUGGAAAACCAGGGCCCCCAGGAAAAGAUGGGUCACCGGGACCACCAGGAAAGGAUGGUUUGCCAGGCCCACCAGGAGAACGUGGAAUUCAAGGUUAUAGAGGACAGAAAGGGGAAAGAGGCGAGCCUGGAAUUGGACUGCCUGGUAAUCCUGGACCACCUGGCCCUGCAGCUGCUGGCCUGCCAGGCCCACCAGGAGCAUCAGGCUCGCCGGGACCGCAGGGGCCGCCUGGACCCAACGGGAGGUGCAAUCCGGCAGAUUGCUACUACCACGUGUCACAGACUCGCUCACGCACCAGCAGGAAAUAAAAACCCUCUCCCCCAGACACUUGGGUUCACGGUCACUUUUCACUCUUUCCAAUAAGUUAAUUUAAUUUUUGAAAUAUUUGGUGCAUUUUUUUUUCUUCUCUCGACACUGCAUGGCAUAUAGAUAAUUUGUAAGGCACAAAAUUGAGCCUUUUUCUAUGUUAUUUGCAGUGUCAUAAUGAUGACAUGAUGUCAUAUAUUUUCCAGAGUGCAUUCCAUGUGUCGUUUCUCAUAUUUAUUUUGCUUAGAACAGAAAAUAGGCCCAAAUAAUUUUCAUAAACUUCAUUCUUCAAACAAAAAAUAUCUUAUUAUAAAUUAAGGCAUUAUAUAUGCCUCCAUAUGUAAGCUGGCUUUAUUUUUCUUGCUGGUGGUGAAUUUUAAAUGGAAAAAAAUACAUUUCUGAAGUUACAAAGAGUACUCAUUCAUGGCAAACGCAGGACCUGAGCUGGAGCACUGGGAACUCCGUUUAGACUAAACAUUGAUGUCCCUCAAGGAGGCUCCAGCACACCUUCUGAAAAAAGGUCUGCUGUGCUCCAGGAAUGCUGCCCACCAUUUCACAGUCACAUCCAAGAUGGCAAAGAAGGAAACAAAGAUGCAUUUAUGGUCUCCUUAUCCCAUCCAACGAUGAGCUUCAGCCUGACUGGAAAAUCAUCAGGUGCAGCUCCAGGAAGUGUCUCUCCUGACUGGAUUUUGUCCCAGCUGGGGGCUUGUAUGUUCCCUUAGCCAUGGUUACACCUACCCCAGAUAUUAAAUGCAAGAGGCUGCUGACAGUGUUCUGGACUGAGAGCUGGCACACCUUCUAACCAUUAUGUGGACUGAGUAAGGGUACUAAGGCCUGGAAUCAAGCUACUCUGCCAUUAAGUUCUGCCUGCAGCAAAGGUGACCCCUUGCUUUAGAGCAGAGGCUGGUGAGUACAUAGUCCAAGAAUGGAACUUCACAAGCCUCUAAUCUUGGUGAUGGCACUGUUUUCCUCUUCCUCCUGCAAUAUUCACAUGCUGAAAUCAUCUUGAGAAGAACAUGGAAUCUGUAGAGUGCACAACUCACGUGUCCUACUAACUGGUGACAGAGAAUUUCUUGAGUUCAAGAGAAAUUUGGAAAAAAAUACAAAACCCUUCUAGAAAGGUGUACUACUGAGAGCAACAGCAUCCAGUUUUCAGGCAUUUAGUAAAGGCUGCAGGAACAGACAAUGUAAAUUAUGAACAAAACAGAACAAUGUUUAAGUCCUGUAGAGUUCAAAGGGUUGAGCAAAAGAAAAGCUGAAGAAAAUUAAUCACACAGAUUAUCUUGAAAAGGAGUGAGUAGGGGUGGCCAGAAUUUCACUUCUGAUUAUCAGGAAACAGAUGAUCUUCAGUUAGUCCUGUGGAAUUUUGUACAGUGCAAUAGAAAGUGAAGGUGCUAUUUAGAAAACACAGACAUCUAUACCCUACAACUUCAAAAUGCACCUGUAGUACUAAGCCAUAUUGAGGGUUCUUAUCCCAUUGUUUGGAAGGCAGUCACUCUCCCACAUCAGGCUAGUUUUGAUAAGUUUGUGCUUAAGCAAUACUGAGCUGCCAGGGAAAUAUUCUCAAACUGGAUGUGCUGGCUUCCAGAGAAGCUGUUGUGAUACAUGAAUCUGGCUGACUUCUGGGUUUUACUUAAAAUCAGUUAAGGAAUGACUGGUGGGAGUCUUUAGCAAAAGAAGCAAAUUGGCAUUUGUUCUGAAUAGAGUUCCUAGCACUUGCACCCAGAGCAGAGGAGCAAGAUGAGAGCAAGAGGUGACAGAAUUAACUCAGGCAGCAGCUGGGGCACUCAAGACACUUUCUGAAAGGGAAAUCACACAUCCCUGACAUGUUCAUUGGUUAGGUGCUUGGAGGAGAGAAGGUGCUUGCUACAAAAGGAUGUUAAAGGAAACACAGGGAUGGAAGGCUGAGAGUAAACACCUGGAACAGGAGAGGGCAGCAGGAAUGAGGACGGCAGAAAACCUGUGGUAUACCAUGAAACUACCUCCUGAAGGAGCUGCACUACACCCUGCAGCUGGGGACACCUUGGGGAGUCAGGGUGCUUUAUCUAUUGCUUGUGAGAAUAGGGUCAAAAGCCCACAGGAGAACCCAGUCCUCCUCACUCCUCGGGGGGCAAUGGCUAUCCCUUCUGCAGACCAGCACAUCCUCUGCUCUGCGGGCAGCGGGCGCCUGUCCCGCUGGGAUGAAGCUGCAUUUGGGACAAGUGGUCCUGCUGAGCUCAGCUCAACACAAGCUGUUCCCACUGCAGAACUGCUGUGCCAUGGAGCGUGUUUUGGUUUGCUCUGUGGAACUGAUCACCCUGCAGUGCUGGUCCUCAGAGCGCCGGGGCUGUGGGAGUGCUGGGAAUGGGAGGCAGCUUGAGCCCGAGCACUGAGGCACCGACUGCUGCAUGGGCCACGGAGAGCACAGCCUGGCACCAGCACAUCUCGGUGUCUGAACAUGGACACCAGAGGAGGAACAGCCCCACAUACUGGUGUCCAUUCUCUGAAAGGAACUGCUGGUCAGGUAUCUUUUAUGUCCCCUGCAAUGAAGUUUGUCUCCAGGGGAGGAGGGACUCACCUAUGGUUGGUAAAAACUUAAACAGCAUCUGGUGUACAAUUGGGCAGCAGUGCAGCCUGGCAAUGUUUUGGGAACCAAUAUUCUUACCUUAGGCUGGAUCUGGUUUCAAUGUUAAAAGAGCACUGGGACACAGAAACAGGAUUGAUUAUCCAUCCUUCUCUUACAUUUUAUGAUUGUGGGUUAUGACAGGUGUUAGAGAUGUACAGCUUUGUUAAAUAAGUGGGGGUUUUAAUUAAUGGAUAAUAGCACAAAAUAUUUUGGGUCUUCUUUUUCACAAGGGUGAAAUGUUAUUUUUCAUGUCUAUGUACACUCGUUUUUUAUUCUCUUUCUUUUUCUAAAAUGUUUAUUUGAAAGUCUUGUAAAAAAAAACCCUGGCUAAAUUAGCAUUUUAUAAACUUGUUUCUCCAAACAGACUACAUAAAACCACUCCUUAAUCUUACAUUUUACCAAUGCAGUAGAAAUGCUGCUCUAAUGUGAGAUGUUAGAACAACAAAAGUUACUCAGAAAUCAAAAUAUUGCUGGUUUGGGGUGUGUUUUUAUUGAGUUUUUCAUGGUUUCUGAAUGUACCAAGUCACACAUAUUUUUCCUGAAAUCUGAUAUGUCCACUACAAUUCAAUUGUACUGGGUGGAUGUUUAAAUCACCUCCAUGCACAUAGGUGGGUGUAGGCCAUGGAGAACAAGUUUAACCCUGACCUUGUCAUGGUUGGUAUUUAAGUGGAAAAUUCAAGUUUCAGGAUACUGUAAAAAAACAGGGUUUUCAAAUAUUAAUUGCUAACAAACAUUACAGAUUCUAGACCAAAAUAAGUUUGUAGCUAAAAAGGUUGGAGUCUACAUGUCUUUUAGCAGUUUUCUUUCUUAGUCUGCUAUUUUAUAAACACAUAUGCAUUUAAUUACUAACUUUAGUUUUAAUGUAAAUCUAUUCUGUCUCCAGUCAGUGUUUGAAGGAUUCUCAAUGACACACCUUGGUAUUUUGUAUUCUUUCAUUUCUGAAUUAUAUGCAGCUGUCACUGAAUGAAUCACAGAACAUGAUGACUGGUUGCUUCCUUUUUUCCUUAUACUUUUGGUUUGCAGCAUUUAAGGUUCAGUUCAAUGGAAACAUAUUAAGUGGAUGAAAAAUAACUUUUUACAUUAUUGUGUGGCCAUGUACAUCUUAAACAGGAUGCUGGAUGUAAAUGGAAAUAUUUCACAUACCUUCUGUUUGUGACUCUGUCAAAAAUGUCAGCCUUUCCUUCUGUGUCAAAUCACAAGAGGGAGGUUGCAACUGCAAACAGGAGAAAGGAGAGGCACAAAGCCACUGCAGUGAGCUCUGGGGAGAAGUCAGGGUAGGUUGGCUGAAUUUGGGGGGAUUGGGUUUUGACCCCAACUGAUGUCAGGCUUGUGCUUCCUAAACCUGAUGAAACUUAGAGCUCUACAAUCUGGAUUAGAAAACAAACAAACAAAACCACCUAAAUGCAAAACCAUAGUCUUAAUAUGUAUAUAAUUUAUGGAAAUUCAUACAUUAUCUGAAUGCAGAUAAUCUUCCUGCCCAACUGGGAGAUAAUCACUUUUAUUCAAGAAACUGAUUCACUGAAUUUUAGGGAACUGUAGGAAUUUUCAUUUUUCUCUUGCUGCCUAAUUCUCCCUGGAGGAAAAACGCUGAUAGCAUUUUAAAGGACUAUAGGUAAUAAUUUCACCACUAACUUUAUUUUCUUUCUUCCAAUUUCAUAGUGACUUCAGAAAUUUUAUUUUGUUCAUUGUCUGAAGCUGCCAGGUUUACUCAUCCUUUUGAAUGCACAGGCAGCAAGCAAAACAACAGGAACAACAAAAAAUUGAAAGGAGGGAAUAAAACUGAAGCUGUAGCAAAUCACACAGGAGUAGCUUGCCCUACAAAAAUAUAGAUAUUUCUUCUCUACCUGUUACCCAUGAGCAGAGGAGAUGCAGCAACUGCAUUUUUAAGUAAAAAGGAAGCAGAGGCUAAGUGGCCAAAAAAAAUACAGUGAUGAGCAGGUCAAGAAAGCACAUUUCACACAAUUAUCUAAUCAAUUUAAAAAUGUUUGCAAAAAUGUAAUGUUUGUAUGUGGAGCACAACUGCUGUGUUCUACAAGGAUGAGCUAACACUUGUCUGAAACAAAGUGUUUCUUGGGAAACCUGGUUUCUUGUUCCUUAUGUUCUUCAAGUAACCUUCAAAAUACUAUCUGUUAACACUUUUCAUAGUUGAAGGAAAACAAAUUUUGUUGUAGAUCUGUGCUUGGCUCUGGGUGAUAUUAGAUCAUGACUAAGGUAUUGAAGGACACAAAAUGUACUGUAAUCCUCUUUAGCCUUGGUUUCAUACAUCAUUUAGGAGCUUCAAAUAGUGCUCUAGAGCUUCUUUAACUACAGAGAAUUUUGCCUUUGUGAAACAUUCAAGAUUUUUUGGUAGCAGUUUAUACUAACUUGCUUGAACCCAGUGAUGGCUGAGGCAGAAAACUUAUAUAUAAACUCAUAUAUUAAUUACAUGUGUAUAUAAUCUAUAGAUGUAUAAUACAUCCAUCUCUUAGCUCAAUAUUUGGCAGAAGUGUUAUGAAUUCUUGCUAAUAGAGUGAUGGUGAAUGGUGUUGAUGCAGCUGGCCUCUGGUCACUAGUGGAGGUCCCCAAGGCUCGGAACUGGAGUUGGUUCUGUUCAGUGUCUUUAUCAGUGACCUCAGUGAGGGGAUUGAGGGCACUCUCAGUGAAUUGCAGACAACACCAAGCUGGGUGAGAGUGUUGAUCUGCUGGAGGAUAGGAAGGCUCUGUAAACUGGGGAGUCUGGACAGGCUAGACGGAUGGAUGAUGAGGAUUGCCCUAACCCAUGCGUAGGACCUUGGCCUUGGCCUUGCUGACCUCCAUGAAGUUCCCAUGGACUCCCUUCUCAAGCCUAUCCAUGUCCCAUCCCUUUCCUCCAGCACGUUGAUCGCACCACACAGCUUGGUAUUGUUGGCAAACUUGCUGAGGGUGCGCUUGAUCCCAUAGUCCAUGGCACCAGCAAAGACAUUUAACAGUGCCAGUCCCAAUAGGGACCCUUGAGGAACUGUCUCCACUUGGACAUUGAGUCAGUCACCUCAACUCUUUUAGUGUGGCCACCCAGGUCUGUCUGUCAAAUCCAUGUCUCUCCAGUUUACAGACAAGGAUGUUGUGUAGGACAAUGUCAAAUUCUUUGAUAGAUAGAUUAUCAUUCCCUCUUCCUUCCUCCAUCACUACUAUAACCCUGUCAGAAGGCCACCAAAUUUGCUGGCAGUGCCAGGUUAAUAGUCAGACUCGAUGAUCUUAAAGUUCUUGUACAACUGAAAAAAGUCUAUAAACUGGUUAACAUUACGAUUUUCUCUGGGUUCCUGCAUAUACUGAAGUAACUGAAGAGCUAAAAUAUGUUUUUAGCACACUGCAGUUAAACCUCUAGAACUAGAAGUGGUGACAGAGAUCAUGGUGGGUAAAAUAUUCUCAUUAGUCUUCUGUUCAAAAAAUCUCACAGAAUUUUAUGAUGCUAAACCUGAAGGAGAUGAGAACAAAAUUUACUUGGGAUUUCACCAAGAUUUCAGGAGCAUCUGAUUAAAACUGGUGGCACACUAACAGUGGCUUGUGAAACCUCUCAGUCUCUUUGCACUGUGUCUUCUAAAUUUAUUUUUAAAUAUUUUUUUCUGCAUUACCAUAAUCAAUUAAUCUUUAUUUUAAGUUCAUAAUCCUGUCUUUAUUUUCCAAAUUUUUAUUUUACUUGAAUGUGCUGUUACUAAAAAUUCCACCUCUGGUAUGUUAUGAUGCACAGUCUACCAUUUGUCAAGUACCUCUUUUCCAUUCUGGUGUAAGAUUUGGAAUUGAAAAUUAGAUUAACCUACGCAUCCCAUAAGGAAUUACAAUGGGCCUGAAGAGUUUUUCUUCAGUUUUUUAAGUUAAAACUUGUGAGUCAACUUGAAGGCAGAAAACCUGUCACAAUCUUAAGAUGUCCACUUUUAAAGAUUAUGCAUUGAAUUGACUCUCAAUGUUGAAUUUGUUUGAUUGUAAUAAUUCUCGAGUUUUGCAUAUGAAUAUUUUUGCUCCUACAUGAAUUUCCUUCCAUUGUGGAAUUUUAUGCAUUUUACAGACUAUAUUUUCUAAAGCACUUCACAAUUAUAUUUAAAUGUGGGGGGGGGUUGCUUAUUAUAAUUCAUAUGAUUAUGCAUUACAUACAGAAAACAAUAUUUUCAUUCUGUUAUCAGGUGAGAUUUUUUUCUUUUCAGCAGUUUUACACACUUUAUAGUCAAAAUAAAAGUUUGCUGGUGAAACUA